This is a messenger RNA of Linnemannia hyalina, 2400 nucleotides long. The record is from the annotation of a GenBank genome assembly. Lineage: Eukaryota; Fungi; Mortierellomycota; Mortierellomycetes; Mortierellales; Mortierellaceae.
AUGCACGGUCAGGAACACCAACAGGAACAGUCACCUCCACCAUUGUCAUCCUCGCCAUCGUCCUCUGCUUCUGCAAAGUUCGCUUCAAUAAUACGCCGUCACCGUCGCCAGCAACAAGAGCCUUCUUCAACAUCACAGCAGCAGCAGCAACAUCAGCAACAGCAGACACGACAACAGCAAUCUGCGAAAAGCCUUGUCAAUGUCCUGCUCACAGGCACACUUCAAGGCAAGAGGAACAAGAGUCAUAUUUUCAAGGGGAAGGACAAGGAGGGCCGUCAAAAGGAGCAGCAACAUCAGCAGGAGCAGGACCAGCAGCUGCAAGUAAACGAAAAGAAUCGCAGCGACUUUCAGCAGCAUCAGCAGAAGGAAAUCAAACGCGAGAUCGCGACGACAACAGCGAGAACAUCUACGACGUCAACGACCAUGUGUGGCAAAGAUGAUGUUGGUAUCGUUGAGGUGUCAUCUCCACAUGAAGAACAGCCAUGGCACCAAGAGCUAAGCGCGUUAUCACCAACCAUGCAGCAGGAGAAGAAAUGGCACGAACAUGAAGGGAAGAAGGAAGAGCAGUCAAUGGAUGGCGAUGCUUUUGUCAGCGAACGGGUUCGGACCAGGAUCAAGAAGAUGUCAGGACUAUCGUCGUCGCUGACGUUGCCCUCCUUCCUAUUCAAGAAUGGCGAUCGUGGUCUACGGCAACGACAAGGAUUACCAACACCAACAGGGGAUCCGUCACAGAUCAUUAACACAGAUGCAGACAACGACGGUCGGGCAUUGGUCUCCCUGACAGACACAGCCAAGGCCACGGCGACGGCAGCACGAGACAGAGGAGCGUCAACAACAGCAACAAGGUCAAGGAGAAAGAACAAGGGGUUUCUCUUCUUCUCUUCUGUCCUUCCGGCAACGGCAGGAGCGGCCAAACGGAGGAGCAGCCAUGGCGACCUGAUCGUCGAUUCACCCUUGAGCUCACCGAUCGCAACCAUGUCCACAACUCAUUCUGCUGCCGCUGCUGCCAUCUCGCCUCGCUCUCACUCCCUUGCCUCCUCUUCUUUUCCUCCUUUUCUUUCCAAUAACAUUAUCAACGACAACGACAACGACUUUUCAUUUUUCUAUCCUUCUUCUUCUUCUCCUCCUUCUUCAUCGCCCAACGACGAUACCGACGACGUCGAAGCACAACGCUCCCGCCUCAACGCCAUCCGCUACAGCUGGUACGAACAGUUCCAAUCUGCUGGUGACCCCGCCCUCAUCCCUUCCUCCACGUUACCAUCACACAAAGAGGUCCAAAGAUCCAACACCGCUGACCCCGCCACCACCUCCACUGACAACAACGUCGUCAUCUCCAAGAAUCCAAGCCAAUACACCGACAACACCACCUUUACAAGUACCACUUCAGGUACAACACCGACCAACAGUUCCCGACUAAGAUCGUCGGGCUACGAUCAAAGUCGCAACAGCCGAGCCAGCAGCGCCUUUCUCGAUCAAGAGACCACCCGUACCUGGCGAGGACUAUUGGCCUCUGUCCGUCAACUCUCUCACGAUACCUCGACCACCGGUUCCUCUACCCACACCUCAGCCUCGGCCACCAGCUUGUCGUCUUCUGCGCAGAGCUUCAACGAGAAGGACCAGCGACAGUCAAGGAAGACCAAGCACGAUAGCCAUCAGAGUCAACACCGUGAGAGCCGUCGGCAUUCCAAACACCGGAAUUCAGACGACGCGAGCACCAUCCGAGCGAUAGGAUCCUUCUUUGCCAGACGACCAUCAUUCUCUUCACAACACAAGGUCACCACUGCUACUGCCUCUUCGUCCACGAUCGAUCUCGAGAAACGGGCCAUGAUGACAAAGAGUCCUCCACGCAAGCUGACCAUCCUGGUGGUUGGAGAUGGAGCUGUCGGCAAGUCUGCAUUGACCCUCCGGUUCCUUCGAGACCAAUUCUCCAAUGAAUACGAUCCAACGAUCGAGGAUUCAUACUGCAAGCAUAUUGAGGUGGAUGGACAGGAUUACACUCUGGAACUCACGGAUACUGCCGGCCAGUCUGAAUAUCGCGACCAAUGGGACGACCACUUCAUGAGAACAGGCGAUGGAUUUAUCUGUGUGUACUCGAUAGCGUCAAUGAGCUCGUUCCAGGAGCUAGUCGGGGUCCGUGACCAGAUUUGGCGUGCAAAGGGAUCCAGACGAGUUCCUAUUGUGAUUACGGGCAACAAGUGUGAUCUCGAGGAUGGAGGCGAGCGACAGGUCCAUACCGAUGUUGGUGCCCUGUUUGCUGAACGAUCCAACGCGCUCUUUGUCGAGACUAGGUUAGUUAACUCGUCCGAGAGAUUGAACGUGCUCGAGUCAGGGCAGGAUACAGCUACAGCAAUCUCAACAGCAACCACAAUCACCACCACAACCGCACCCACAGCAAAGUAA